This is a messenger RNA of Raphanus sativus (radish), 643 nucleotides long. RefSeq names its product 60S ribosomal protein L26-1. Lineage: Eukaryota; Viridiplantae; Streptophyta; Magnoliopsida; Brassicales; Brassicaceae. Gene Ontology annotation, cellular component: cytosolic large ribosomal subunit; ribosome. The transcript has a single exon. Gene Ontology annotation, biological process: cytoplasmic translation; ribosomal large subunit biogenesis. The record is from RefSeq and is a predicted model, not a curated record. Gene Ontology annotation, molecular function: structural constituent of ribosome; RNA binding. Bases 72 to 512 code for a protein of 146 amino acids.
AUCGUCCACUUCCUCGCCCCCAUAAAACCCUAGAAAGAGAGCUUCUCCAUUCCCCAAACCCGGCGGCGAAGAUGAAGUACAACCCAAGAGUCACCUCCUCCCGCAGGAAGAACCGUAAGGCUCAUUUCACCGCAUCAUCGAGCGAGAGGCGCGUCAUCAUGAGCUCACCUCUCUCCACCGACCUCCGCGCCAAGUACAACGUCAGAUCCAUGCCUAUCCGCAAGGACGACGAGGUUCAGAUCGUUCGCGGUACCUACAAGGGACGUGAGGGAAAGGUUGUCCAGGUGUACCGUCGCAAGUGGGUGAUUCACAUCGAGAGGAUCACGAGGGAGAAGGUGAACGGAACCACCGUGAAUGUCGGAGUUCAGCCGUCGAAAGUGGUGAUUACGAAGCUCCGUCUCGAUAAGGACAGGAAGUCGCUUUUGGAGAGGAAGGCCAAGGGACGUGCUGCCGCGGAUAAGGACAAGGGUACUAAGUUCACUGCUGAGGAUGUUAUGCAGAACGUUGAUUAAAACAAAGAGUUGAUUUGAGUAAGGUGUUUUGUCUUUUAAGUUUAAAUCAUAAGCAAGUACUUUUGUGUUUUAAAUUUUGUUUUGUCGGACAUGAGUACGUUUCAUUUCAAUUUGGAUUAUGAGUUUGACUC